Molecule: messenger RNA, 1284 nt
Organism: Mauremys mutica (yellowpond turtle)
Lineage: Eukaryota; Metazoa; Chordata; Testudines; Geoemydidae
Gene: NEGR1
Product: neuronal growth regulator 1
Exons: 8
Coding region: 178-1284 (368 amino acids)
Cellular component (GO): neuron projection
Source: RefSeq, a predicted model, not a curated record
AGAUGGUGUGCGAGCCACCCGAGAAUAGACGCGUUCCGGACUCGGCCGAAAGAAACCCGGCGAGGCAGAGCUCUGCCAGUGCCUUGGCUGCCUGGCUGGAGGGAAGACUCGUCCCGAGUACCAGGGGCUGGGGGCUGCGAGGCGCUGGAAGCUGAGAGAGAGCAGCCCCGAGCAGGGAUGGACAUGAUGCUGUUGGUGCAGGGUGCUUGUUGCUCAAACCAGUGGCUGGCUGCUGUGCUCCUCAGCCUGUGCUGCUUGUUGCCCUCCUGCCUCCCAGCCGGACAGAGUAUGGACUUCCCUGGGGCAGCUGUGGACAACCUGGUGGUCAGAAAAGGGGACACGGCUGUGCUUAGGUGUUAUUUGGAAGAUGGAGCUUCAAAAGGUGCCUGGCUGAACCGGUCAAGUAUUAUUUUUGCAGGAGGUGAUAAGUGGUCAGUAGAUCCUCGAGUUUCAAUUGCAACAGCAAAUAAAAGGGAAUACAGUCUACAGAUACAGGAUGUAGAUGUGACGGAUGACGGUCCAUACACUUGUUCUGUGCAGACCCAACACACUCCGAGAACAAUGCAGGUGCACUUAACUGUACAAGUUUCUCCGAAGAUAUCUCGUAUUUCAACUGACAUUGUUGUGAAUGAAGGAAGCAAUGUGACACUUAUUUGCUUGGCCACUGGGAAACCAGAGCCUUCCAUUUCUUGGAGACAUAUCUCUCCAUCAGCAAAACCAUUUGAAAAUGGACAAUAUCUGGACAUCUAUGGAAUUACAAGAGACCAGGCUGGGGAAUAUGAAUGCAGUGCAGAAAAUGAUGCCUCAGUCCCAGAUGUGAAAAAAGUAAAAGUCACAGUAAACUUCGCCCCCACAAUUCAGGAACUUAAAUCCAGUGGUGUGAUGCUAGGAGGUAAUGGACUGAUAAGAUGUGAAAGUGCAGGAGUUCCUGCUCCAGUCUUUGAGUGGUACAAAGGAGAGAGAAAACUGAUCAAUGGUAAACAUGGAAUUACUAUUAAAAACUAUAGUACAAGAUCACUUCUCACUGUCACCAAUGUAACAGAGGAGCAUUUCGGCAACUACACAUGUGUCGCUGCCAACAAGCUGGGAGUGACCAAUGCCAGCCUGCCUCUCAACCAAAUUAUUGAGCCUACUACCUCUAGUCCUGUCUCAAGCCCAGCUCCAAGUACAGCCCAGUAUGGAAUUACCGGUGGUGCUGAAGUUCUGUUCUCCUGCUGGUACCUUGUGUUGACACUAUCCCCUUUCACCAGCAUAUUCUACCUGAAGAACAUCAUUCUACAAUAA